Globicephala melas (long-finned pilot whale) is the source of this 727-nucleotide messenger RNA. RefSeq names its product NADH:ubiquinone oxidoreductase subunit B8 (gene NDUFB8). The record is from RefSeq and is a predicted model, not a curated record. Gene Ontology annotation, cellular component: mitochondrion. NCBI's taxonomy places the organism in Eukaryota, Metazoa, Chordata, Mammalia, Artiodactyla, Delphinidae. Gene Ontology annotation, biological process: mitochondrial electron transport, NADH to ubiquinone.
GUCACGUUUGGCCCGGCUCGGCCGCCGUGACAAGGUCUUUGCGCAUGUGCGGGGUGAAACGAGAAGAAGGUGAAGAUGGCGGCAGCCAGGGCGGGGGUCCUGGGAGUCCGAUGGCUGCAGAGGGCAUCCCGAAACAUAGUGCCGAUGGGUGCACGGACAGCCUCCCAUAUUACCAAGGACAUGCUCCCGGGACCCUAUCCCAGGACCCCAGAAGAACGGGCUGCCGCAGCCAAGAAGUAUAAUAUGCGGGUGGAAGACUACGAGCCAUACCCAGAUGAUGGCAUGGGGUAUGGUGACUAUCCAAAGCUCCCUGACCGCUCACAGCAGGAGAGGGAUCCGUGGUAUGACUGGGACCACCCAGAGCUGCGAUUGAACUGGGGUGAACCGAUGCACUGGGACCUAGACAUGUAUAUCAGGAACCGUGUGGACACGUCCCCCACUCCUGUUUCUUGGAAUCUCAUGUGUAAGCACCUCUUCGGCUUCGUGGCCUUCAUGCUGUUCAUGUUUUGGGUGGGGGAGACUUACCCCACCUACCAGCCUGUGGGACCAAAGCAGUAUCCUUACAAUAAUCUGUACCUGGAACGAGGUGGCGAUCCCAACAAAGAACCUGAGCCGGUGGUUCACUAUGAGAUCUGAGGAGGCUUCGUGGGCUUUGUGCCCCCUAACUGACUCCCUCAAUCCUAGAGAUUUUACCUUAAUGAAAUCGCUAAUAAAACUUAGUACUGUG